Molecule: messenger RNA, 657 nt
Organism: Hibiscus syriacus
Lineage: Eukaryota; Viridiplantae; Streptophyta; Magnoliopsida; Malvales; Malvaceae
Product: structural maintenance of chromosomes protein 6A-like
Exons: 6
Coding region: 1-657 (218 amino acids)
Biological process (GO): double-strand break repair via homologous recombination
Cellular component (GO): nucleus; Smc5-Smc6 complex; site of double-strand break
Molecular function (GO): single-stranded DNA binding; ATP hydrolysis activity; damaged DNA binding
Source: RefSeq, a predicted model, not a curated record
AUGGUAAAAGAGAAUGUCGUCCUUCUUAGAGGUUAUGAAUUUCAGCUACUGUGUCUGUAUGUAUACAACCAUGAGUUGUUCUUGGGUUUUCUCCGGUGGCGCUCAAAGAUCCGCGGGGCGGGUACUGAUAGAAGGGUAAGUUUGGAGAACUUUAUGUGCCAUAGUAGUCUUGAAAUCGAAUUCGGCGAGUGGGUUAAUUUCAUUACCGGUCAAAACGGAAGAGGGAAGAGCGCGAUACUAACUGCUUUAUGUAUAGCGUUCGGCGGAGAAACUAAAAGAGCUUCGAAGUUGAAGGAAUUUAUAAAAACUGGCUACAAUUAUGCUAUUGUUCAAGUAAAUAUUAAAAAUGGAGGAGUUGAUUCUUUUAAGCCAGAUAUUUUCGGUGAUACCAUUAUUAUAGAACGCAGGAUUACUGACUCUACGAGCUCCAUUGUUUUGAAAGAUUGUCAAGCUUUUGGUGGGGAUGAAGUGCUACGUCUUCUACGUGAAAUUGAGAGGCAUCAACGUGCAUUUACCGUGCCGCCUAUUGGUCCAAUUGGUGCUCAUGUUUUUGUGGUUAUUGUGCUGCAAACAUUACUCAAUGGUGAUACAUGGGGUCCUGCUGUUGAACAAGCUAUUGGAAAGUUGCUAAAUGCACUCAUUGUGACAAAUUCUUAG